This is a messenger RNA of Pedinophyceae sp. YPF-701, 2487 nucleotides long. The record is from the annotation of a GenBank genome assembly. Lineage: Eukaryota; Viridiplantae; Chlorophyta; Pedinophyceae.
AUGGCAGUCGCGCAUCCUGAGAUGCAGGAGGGCCACGUCGUGAUCGACAUGUCGACGAAAGGGUCCAAGACCGGCGCAGAUGCCCCGAAACCCGAGUCAUCCCUCCGCGACUCCGCAGCCUGGGACGGCCGCCCUUCUCGCGUCACGAAGGUCUCGGAGGAGGAGGAGGAUCCGAACAUCAUGCAGGAGACGAAAGCGGAACAGAAGCGCCGCGCGUUUCGAACCCUGCUGAAGCAGGCGCGGCUGGCGAUGACCGUGCUCUCCAUCGGGCUCUUCGGGACAGGCAUCUACCUGGGCGUCGAGCGCCCGGACUUCCGCGUGCUGGGGCUCACGGGCUGGCGGUGGGCGGUGUUCCUGGGGUGCUUGUUCCCGGCGCGGACCUUCUUCCGGCUCGGCGUGCGCGGGGUGCUCUACGCGCUCCGUACGAACGUCUUCGCGUCGAUCCACGAGCGCAUCGCGUACUUCGUCGACCCGGCCGCCCCGCGGCUCGUUCUACUUUUGCAGUUCGUGUUCUACGUGCUGAUGUGGCGCUACUUCAUGCUCGACAACGAAGGGCGGCUCGGCGGCGCGUACACGCCCGUGUUCCGGAUCCUCGCGAGCAUCCUCGUGUACUGCGCAGGCCGCUGCAUCUCGCUGCUCCUCACGAAGUGGUUUUCGUCGCAUUUCAAUCGAAAGACGUUCUUCCUGCGGCUGAAGCAGUCCCUGCGCAACGAACUCGUCCUGAGCCACCUCGCGACGCCGCGCAAGCGCCCGCGGCACACGCACGCCCUGCGCGUGGGCAGCCGCGCCGCGAGGCUGUCGUCCAUGCGCGCAAACGUGGAGCGGCCGUCUCUGCCGAUGCAAGGGCCGAACCGGCACAAGCGCAACGUGUCGUGGGGCGGGGUGCAAGAGAGCGCGCUCGGCACGGCCUCCGUGGACCACCCGCUCCCCGACAAACUGAGGGCGGAGACACCGCCCCUGACGCAGAACGGGGCGCGGCUGCAGCUGCCUCCCCGGGCUGCGGCUUCGCACAGCGAAGCAGGGCACGAGCAGAUGCGGAUUCCGCGGAGCGAGUCGGCGCAGAGCAGCCUCGCGGACCAUGCGCAGCUGCUGAGUGACGUGGCGGAGGCCUUGCGAGACGCCCCCCUGCGCGGACCGGCGCCGGCGUCGGUGGACUCGCGCAGCGUGAACGAGGACGGCUUCGGGCACACGCACGGCGCGCUGGGGGGUGUGGGGAGCGGCAGUGAGCAGUCGUGGAUGUUCGGCGCCCUCAUCGGCCCCCCGUCGGACCUGCGCGAGAAGGUCGAAGCGUGGUGCCAGGACACUGAAGACACGCUGGGCACGCACCGCCAGGUCGAGCAGCUGGAGCGCUACGUGCGCAAGCACCAGCUCGGAAUCAACUUUGGGCGCAACCUGAAGGAGGCCCGCAUCCUGACGGACAGCGAGACGCUGAGCAAGGUCUCCAAGCGGUUCGCGCGCUUCGUGUUCGAGAACGUGCGCAGCCCGGACAAGAAGGCGAUCGACCGCGAAGACGUUGCGCGCGUCCUGCCUGCGACGAUGGUUGACGAGGCGAUGGAGCUCCUCGACAAGGCGCGCAAGGGGCACGCCACGCGGCACGACACCCUCGCGGCAGUGACCGCGGUGCUCAAGGAGCGCGUCGACCUGUCGAACGCGCUGCGCGACACGCGGUCGAUCGUGGGCACGAUGGGGCGCGUGGUGGCGACGUGCACCAACGUGGUGGUCGUGUUCAUCGCGCUCGCGAUCUUCCAGGUGCAGAUCCUCGAGCUGUGGCUCACGUUCGCGACGAUGGGCCUCGCGUUCACCUUCGUGUUCGGCAACACUCUCAAGAACCUCUUUGAGAGCGCGCUGCUGCUCUUCGCGACGCACCCGUUCGACGUCGGGGACGCGAUCAUCGUCGAGGGCCAGAUGUACUUCGUCCAGGAGAUCGCGCUGCUCCGGACGCACGUGAAGCACGCCGUGGGCUCGCACACGUGGAUUCCGAACCACGUGCUCAACGGUAUGACGAUCGUCAACCUGAGCCGGUCGGACUGCCGCUGGGAGCCGUUCGAGGUGGCCGUGGACGUCGACAUCGACUCGGUCGCGGUGCGGGAGGCCUUUGAGGAGCGUUUGAAGGAGGUGGUCAAGGACAAGCCGCACUACUUCACAGGCGAGUUCUUCGUGCGCUGGCUGCUCUCUUCGGACACGAACAAGGUCAAGCUCGCGCUCUGGUUUGGAUCCGCCAACAACGGGUCUGACCUCAACGUUUCCGGCGAAGCGCGCAACCUCAUGUUCGAGGGUUGUAUGAAGAUUCUCAAAGAUAUGGGCAUUAGGCCCGGAGUCUGCAACAGGCUCUCCGCGGAGCCCAACCUCGCGUCCCUCAUCGGCCCGACCGCAGCGACCACCCCGCCGCCGCCAGCAGCGGCGGGGAGCGACGGCGAGGCAAUGCGCAACGGGGCCGCCGCGAUGAUACACUCCGUGAGCGCGGACGGCCUGCGUCAGCGGCGGUGA